Messenger RNA from Cyphellophora europaea CBS 101466, 2964 nucleotides. RefSeq lists its product as uncharacterized. The transcript has 2 exons. NCBI's taxonomy places the organism in Eukaryota, Fungi, Ascomycota, Eurotiomycetes, Chaetothyriales, Cyphellophoraceae. The record is from RefSeq and is a predicted model, not a curated record. The coding region runs from base 1 to 2964 and encodes 987 amino acids. Gene Ontology annotation, cellular component: nucleus. Gene Ontology annotation, molecular function: ATP binding; DNA binding; ATP hydrolysis activity.
AUGCCCUUCAGUUCUUCGCCGGUGCUAUACCCAGCCAGUUCUUCUCCGCCUCAGCAGCCACCGAAGAAACGGAGGCUAUUUCAGACGCUCGGCGCAGCUCCUGCACAGAAGAAGCCCAAGAUCGUUGGUGGGUUUCUUGAGGACGACGAGCAUGGCGACGAUCAUGCAGCUCUUGCCCAUAGCAUCGAACCUGCCCAGGAAGCCAAGGCUGGCCAGCAGCCUGUAAGUCCAAUAGUGGACGACGCUGUAGACAUCGACGACGUUCUACCAGAAAACCUCAGCCAGAAUGAUCUGUCAUCUAUUCCUACGAUCCUUGCUCAGCCUAUGCUACGUCGCCGUGCCGAUGCUGGACUUGAAGCUCGAACAAGCUCCGGAGCACCGUUCAGGAUCGCUAUUCGCACCGAGUCCACGCGCAAGACUUACGAACAGACGGUGGCUGGGCGAUCUAUUACUACGGCUGGUCGGGCGAAGAAGGCCUACUACGGAGUUGACAUCCACCACUUGAUGCACGAAGCCGAGCAGCAACGGCAAUUAGACAGCGCCCAAGUUGAAUUCGAGAAACAACAGCAGGAAUUCAAUAAAGAGGAGCGUCCGGUUUCCCGCGACUCCAACGUCUCCAACAGAGUGGGAACGAAAGCAAGCGAUCAUCAGAUGUGGACCGAGAAAUACCGAGCAAAGCGCUUCACAGACCUCGUAGGCGAUGAACGCACGCAUCGUCAGGUGCUGCGCUGGCUCAAAGGUUGGGAUGACAUUGUCUUUCCGGGCAAUGCCAAACCUCGAGCAAAGCGCGUCUUCGAGGACAAGAAUGCAAACGGAGAGUGGCAGCAUCGCAAGAUUCUGUUGCUGACUGGACCUCCAGGCCUCGGCAAGACUACACUCGCACAUGUCUGCGCAAGAAAAGCGGGCUAUGAGGCCUUGGAAAUCAACGCCAGUGAUGAUCGUAGCAAGGAUGUCGUCAAAGGCCGCAUCAAGGACAUUUUGGGGACUGAAACCGUACGUGGGAUCAAAGAGGCGGGCAAGGACAGACGAGCAGGAAAGCCUAUCUGCGUGGUUGUUGAUGAAGUCGACGGUGUCGUGACGGGCUCUGGUGGGAGUGGCGAUGGUGGCUUCAUGAAGGCACUGAUUGAUCUUGUCCAUCUCGAUCAGCACAAUACUAAUAACCCUGACAAGCAGUCAACCAACCCUGCAAGAAAGAGGAAAGGCGACAAGUUCCGGAUGCUUCGGCCACUGAUCCUCGUCUGCAACGACAUCUAUGCCCCUUCCUUGCGGCCCCUUCGUACAUCCGGUUUGGCGGAGAUUGUGCACGUCCGAAAACCUGGGCUUGACAAAGUCAUUAGCAGAUUAAAGAACGUUUUCGAUGCCGAGAGCAUUCCCUGCGACAAUGACGCCGUCAGGCGCAUCUGCGAAGGAGCCUGGGGCAUGGGCACUCGGAAGCAGAACAGCCUCGGCGGCCGAGGAGCAGGCGAAGGUGAUCUUCGUGGCAUCUUGGUACAAGCGGAGUGGAUGGCUCACAAAUUCCGUGUAACGAAAACCAAGGACCCCAAUGCCCCACCACGCCUGACCCGCAAAUGGGUAGAGGCUCACAACGGCCACAGCAGCAGCGCCGCGAGCCAAAAGGGACUUGGCCGCGGCGGUGCUCGCGAAGUCCUCGACCGCCUCUUCAUCGAGGGCGCCGGCCUGCCCAACCUGCCCACGGCCCUCUCCGCAGAAGACACGCGGCUCGUCGCUGAAGCGCAAUCCAAGCCCGUCGGCGUCGCGGACAUCCGGAAGCGCGCCGCCAUCACGGCACUUCGUGAAAUGAUCGACACCUGCGGCGAGCACGACCGGCUCAUGACCGAUUGCUUCAGCACGUACCCCAGCCAGGUCUUCCAAGACGACACGCAGCUCUCCAAGCCCAACGCCGCCUAUGACUGGCUGCACUUCCACGACAGCCUCUCGCAGCGCGUCUACGGCAGCCAGGAAUGGGAAUUGAACCCUUACAUGAACACCGGCGCAUGCGCGUUCCACCAUUUGUUUGCGGGCGUCGACAAGGGCCACAACACCUGGAACGACGAGAAGCAGCGCGGCGGCGACGACAACGAAGCCGCAGCACACCCGUUCAGCGGCGCGCGAGCCGACUUUGCAGCGCACGAAGCCGAGAAACAAAACAAAACAGUCCUCACGGAGCUACAAGCCUCGUUCUGCGCGCCCCUCCUGCGCCUCUACAGCUCCAUCGACAACAUGGCCACAGAGCUCGUGCCGAGCGUGAACCGCAUGCUCGCGCCGGACGUUAAGCCCGUCGUCAUCGGCGGCAGCAGUAGCGGUGGGCCUGCAAGCGUAGCGAGCGUGCGCAAAGAGACGGAGAAGAAGUGCGUGCAGAACGCAGUGCGCGUCAUGAACGGCCUCGACGUCAAGUUCGAAAGAGUGAAGGUCGAAGUCGACGCCGCUGCCGGGCCAGGCGCCAGAGCCGCCUUCGUGUACCGCAUGGAACCACCACUAGAUACGCUCACGGCAUUCCACUUUGACAGAUCAUCAUCACCACCGGGAACCACGACAACGGCGCCGGCUCCGCUGCCGACCAGGUACGCCGUGCGGCAGGUCCUAGAGCAGGAGCUGCGGAAGGAGAAGCUGCUGCAGAACUCAUUGGCGCGGAAUGGUCGCUCGAGCGCUCUUCUCAAGCAGCACCAGCAGCAGGGUCAGGAUGGAGACGAGGACAAAGAGAACGCGGAUCCGCGGAGCAGUGCUAUAGCACUGGAGAAGCAGGUGGAGGAGGUGGUCAUGCGCGACUUCUUCGGCAGGGUCAUCAAGCAGGAGGAUGAUAGACCUAGGUCAUCAAAUGGUGACUGGGAGGGUAGGAAGCAGCAGCAGCCAGGGAGGGAGACGAAAGUGAAGGAGACGGAACGCGUGUGGGUGUCGUUCAAUGAGGGGUUCUCGAACGCGGUGCGCAAGCCUAUCACGCUGAAAGAGUUGAUGGAAAGUUUCUGA